This is a messenger RNA of Salvia miltiorrhiza (redroot sage), 1959 nucleotides long. Its product is annotated as putative late blight resistance protein homolog R1A-10. Gene Ontology annotation, biological process: defense response to other organism. The coding region runs from base 1 to 1959 and encodes 652 amino acids. The transcript is spliced from 5 exons. Gene Ontology annotation, molecular function: ADP binding. Lineage: Eukaryota; Viridiplantae; Streptophyta; Magnoliopsida; Lamiales; Lamiaceae. The record is from RefSeq and is a predicted model, not a curated record.
AUGCCUGGCAAUCUUUUAGUGAGAUUUGAACUCGAGAUCCUCCAAUACCUCCUGUGGUGUCAAAAUCUGAGAUUGCUUGACUGGAAUGAUGUAACAAUCAUCGGUUCUUUGCCCCAAUUAGAAGCUCUCAAAAUAAUCAAUUCCGUCAAGGGACAGAAGUGGAGUCCGGUUAACGGGGAGUUUCUCCGCCUUAGAUUCUUGAGCAUUGUCAAAUGUGAUCUGAGAUGUUGGGAUGCAGACGGCUCCCAUUUCCCAGUUUUGAAGAAGCUUAGGCUUAAGGGAUUGAAACACUUGGAAGAGAUCCCUUUAGAUAUUGGACAAAUUCCGACACUUGAAGUUAUCAGUGUGGAUGGAUGCAGUGAGUCUGCUCAAAUUUCAGCAAUGAAAAUAAAGGAAGAACAAGAGAGUCUAGGAAAUGAGGGCCUUCUAAUGAUGAGCCAUCCUCACCUUUCAACUGUAUUCGACAAGAAACUGAUUGAAUCCCUUGGGGAAAAGGCUGUUGGCUUGCUUGACUUGAUAACCAACACUAAUAUUGAUGGAGGUAGCAGAGAAGCAUCAGAUCUGGAGAGACAAAUCGGAUCUGCAGCUCACGGAGCUGAAGAUGUGAUUGAAUCACACAUUGUCGAUCAAAUUCAUGCUGGAUCCAGUCAUGGAUGCUCGAUGUUGGAUCUGCAACAAAUAAUUGAAGAAAUGGAUCGUAUCAUGAGAAAGGGUGCUGAGCUCAAGGAGAAAUGGCUAGCGAGAGAGGAGCAAGCUACACAUGGUGAUGUGGAUGCUGUGGAGGAGAAACAACCUCUCACCACCACUGGCAAGGCUUCUCCGGUGGGACUAGAAGACGAUGUGAUCCACAUCAUGGAGAAGCUCACCAUACAUCAACCCGACAGCACAUCAUCUCGAUUGCGGGGAUGGGCGGCACGGAUACACUUUGACAUUCGUGCUUGGGCUACUGUAUCUCAACAAUACAGUGCACACGAAAUCUUUUCAAAACUUCUCUCUAGCAUAGGGCAAAGUGGAAGUGAAAAUGAUUUAGGGCUACAGUUGCAUCAGACUUUAUGUGGUAGAAGAUAUUUGAUUGUAUUAGAUGACAUAUGGAGUGUCAAAGCUUGGGAUGAGGUGAGGCGUUGCUUUCCUGAUAAUGGGAAUGGAAGUCGGAUCGUUUUAACUACUAGGUUGUCUGAUGUGGCUAGUGGUUGUGGCUCUACUUCUUGCUUCACCAUGAAACAUUUAGAUGAGGAUCAAAGUUGGGUGUUAUUUUGCAGAAGAUCUUUCCAGCAAGAACAUUGCCCUUAUCCUCAACUAGAAAGUGUGGGAAAUGAGAUUGUUAGAUUGUGCAGAGGACUACCCUUGUCAAUUGUUGUGAUUGGAGGGUUUCUUCUCAAAUCACCUAAGACUGUAGGAUUCUGGGAGGAUGUUGCCGAGAUCUUAGAUGUGUUAUCUCUGAGCUAUAGUCACUUGCCCCCCCAUCUGAAACCAUGUUUUCUUUACAUGGGGAUUUUCCGGGAGGACCGUGAGAUUCGUGCAUCACGAAUCAUCAAACUUUGGGUUGCUGAAGGAUUUAUCAAACCGAAGAGAGCCCAAAUCUUAGAAGAGAUUGCAGAGGGGUACUUGAAUGACUUAGUCGACAGGAAUCUUGUUCUUGUUGGCAGACAUCGAUAUAAUGGGAAGAUUAGGUCUUGUCGACUUCACGAUCUGAUAAGAGAUCUGUGCUUGAAAGUAUCUGAGAAAGGCAAGUUCUUCUAUGCCAAGAGGGCACUCGACAACAUGACUGAGGAGUGUCGCUUCGUAUGUCAUGACUUCAUCGAGAGUGAAGAUGUUCAUGAGAUGUCUGAUGGUCUGAAGUCAGCGCAGCUUCUUCGUUCUUUGACUAUGGCUAGCGACUGUUCCGUGGAAGAUAUAAUGCAGAACUUGAACUUGCGGUGCCUUACUUUCCAAUUGGAACCUGCAAACAUUGACAAGUGA